AUGACCUACGAAGAGAACAAAUAUUGGAAGAAUGUGCUCACGGUCGUGCCCAUUGUGGGUGCGGCUCUAGCCACCAUUUCAUAUGCCCUGCGGCUGUUUUCGCGAAAAUUCACCGCGGCCGGGUUCAAGUUGGAGGAUCUUUUGAUGGGCAUUGGCUUGCUGAUCUCCUACUGUGCCACUGCCUUUGUUGUCUACACGGCCUUCAAUGGAGUCGGUAUCCCGGUCAAGACGCUUCCUCCGGACGAGCGACAUCGAAUCCAGUUUGGAUCGUGGAUGAUCCAGAAAUUCUGGGCGCCGUCAAUGGCCUUUAUCAAAAUCUCGAUCGUGGUGUUCCUGAAGCGUCUUUUGGGCACCCUCCGAACGUAUUCGAUCCUUUCCAACUGCUUGAUCGUGUUCAUCGCAGUCUGGGCCGUCGUGGCUCUGCUGGUGAACAUCUUCCAGUGCACUCCGCCUCAAUACUACUAUGACAAGACACUGAACGGGCACUGUAUGGGAGGACAGCGCGCCUUCUUCCAGUCUAUGGGAUCCAUCUCCUUGAUUGAGGAUGUCAUAAUCCUCUGUCUGCCCAUCCCGGUGGUGUGGAAGUUACAGAUCACUUUCCGACAAAAAAUGGCCAUUACACUGGUGUUUUCGCUUGGUGGAUUGGUCUGCAUAUUCAGUCUAUUGCGUCUCAUCGAAUUUCGCAAUUUCGUGGUCACCGAUCUAGCCUCCUCGAGCGCCAAAGAGUCUGUCUGGACCUGUCUCGAAAUCGACGUCGCCAUCAUCUGCGGAUGUCUACCUCUCAUGAAACCCCUGGUGCAGGGAUUUCUGGGAAAGGUCAAGAGUGGGGUGUCCAAGGGCCGAUCGCAUCCGUCGUCAGGCACGAAGCUAUACGGAUUCCACUCCACCGUCAACACGCACAACGACGGGUUCCAGAAAAUUCACGAUCCGCACGGCCUAUCGCAGGCAUCCAAAUCUCCCCAUGUGCAGGGCGGGUCGAGUCGGAGGAGUUCGGACUUGGAGAUGCAAGCCAUCGCGGUGCAUACGACCAUCCAACAGGACACGGAUAGUCGGUCGGACCUAAACAAUGCGGACGCGGUAUCCGGUCAUGUUUGGCCGCGGUAA
This is a messenger RNA of Aspergillus melleus, 1104 nucleotides long. RefSeq lists its product as uncharacterized. Bases 1 to 1104 code for a protein of 367 amino acids. Lineage: Eukaryota; Fungi; Ascomycota; Eurotiomycetes; Eurotiales; Aspergillaceae. The record is from RefSeq and is a predicted model, not a curated record. The transcript has 5 exons.